AUGGUGAAGCGGAAGCCUUGUUCCAGCGGAGCCAGAAGCCCCCGCGGAAGCCGGGCCCUUUCCAGGACGGUGGCGCCGAGGCCGCUGCCGUGGCGGCGGCGGGAGCAUCCUCACCCGCAUAUUAAAAUGGCUGUACCUAAAGAUGCCAUCCCUCCCUUGUCGGAAUGCCAGUGCGGGAUCUGCAUGGAAAUCUUCAUGGAGCCGGUCACGCUGCCCUGUAACCACACGCUCUGUAAUGCAUGCUUCCAGUCCACUGUGGAGAAGGCGAACCUGUGCUGCCCCUUCUGUCGUCGUCGGGUGUCUUCGUGGACCCGGUAUCAUACUCGUAGAAAUUCUCUCAUCAAUAAGGAGCUGUGGGAGAUAAUUCAGAAACACUACCCAAAGGAAUGCAAACUUAGAGUCUCUGGGCAAGAAUUAGAAGAAACUGUUGAUGACUAUCAGCCAGUUCACCUGUUAAGUAAACCUGGAGAAUUGAGAAGAGAAUAUGAAGAGGAGAUAAGCAAGGUGGAGGCAGAGCGACGGGCCAGUGAGGAAGAAGAAAACAAAGCCAGUGAAGAGUACAUACAGAGAUUAUUGGCAGAGGAGGAGGAAGAAGAAAAGAGACAGGCAGAAAAAAGGAAAAGAGAAAUGGAAGAACAGCUAAAACGUGAUGAAGAACUGGCAAGAAAGCUAAGCAUUAAUAUUAACAACUUCUGUGAGAAAAAAGUCUUUGCUUCUCCCAAGAAUUCCAGAAAAUCUGAUCCAGUCACAAGCAAGUUGCAAAAGAAAAGUAAAAAUAAACAAACAAAUACAGGAGAUAUUCAGAAGUAUUUGUCACCUAAAUCUAAGUUUGGGUCAGCAUCACAGUCUGAAGCUGUACAAGAAGGCAAAAGAAACUCCAUGACUAAGGAAACUGACAGCAAUGUGAAAAGCCCUCUGUGGCAAGACACAGACGUGGAGGAAGAUAUGCCAACACUUUCUCCACAAAUAAGCUUUGAAGUUCAAGAACAAGGUGCAAAGUCUUCAAUAGAGUCACCUAUGCCUCAGUUAUGUGCCAGUGAUACAGAAUGGUGCCUUGAAGAAGUCAAAAUGAGAACAAACAAUCAUGAUAAAGAAUUAAGUGCCAUAAAUCAUGAGAGACCUGAAGCCAGACUCCCCUACUCUAGAGAAGCUGCAGUUAAGCCUUGUGGCAAAACAGAGAGUGGAUGUGCUCUAUCAUAUAUGACACAGAUAAUUGGAAAUAACACAGUUGAGACAGAAAAUGAGGAGUCUUGCCUACUGAUCAGUGAAGAAGAUAUUUGCAAAAGAAAAAAUCAGGAGUCCUCUUCUGAAGCAGUCAGGGAUCCACGCUUUUCUGCAAAAAGAAGGAAAAUGCCCUCCGAAUCUUCCUCAGACCAAGAGGAAGCAGAAACCAGCUUUACUCAAAAACUGUUAGAUUUGGAACAGCUGCUUUUUGAGAGACGCAAGCAAGAAGAACAGGACAGGUUAUUAGCACUACAGAUUCAAAAGGAGGUGGACAAAGAACAAAUGAAGCCGAACCGACAGAAAGGGUCCCCAGAUGGAUAUCAUUUACGUUCGACGCCCUCACCUCCAGACAAAUUGCUAAAUGGACAAAGGAAGAAAUCUAAAAAUAGGACUGUAAAAGGACAAGCUGAUAUAGAGCAUUCAAAACCUCAAAGAGGCCCAAAAACUGAAAAUUGCCAACUUUCUUUUAAGACCCAGUUGAGACAUUCAGUUAAUGUUAAUGGAAGAGAGAUGCCAAAUUCUGCUAGAGAUCGUUGUAAUGUAUCUAAAAGUGUUGAUUCCCUACAGCCUAGUAAGUCACAGAAGAGUAUUUUUCAGAUGUUUCAGAGAUACACAAAGUAA
Molecule: messenger RNA, 1845 nt
Organism: Pipistrellus nathusii (Nathusius's pipistrelle)
Lineage: Eukaryota; Metazoa; Chordata; Mammalia; Chiroptera; Vespertilionidae
Source: the annotation of a GenBank genome assembly